Messenger RNA from Columba livia (rock pigeon), 9527 nucleotides. RefSeq names its product potassium voltage-gated channel subfamily A member 6-like. The record is from RefSeq and is a predicted model, not a curated record. Gene Ontology annotation, molecular function: delayed rectifier potassium channel activity; protein binding. Gene Ontology annotation, biological process: protein homooligomerization; potassium ion transmembrane transport. Bases 722 to 2278 code for a protein of 518 amino acids. NCBI's taxonomy places the organism in Eukaryota, Metazoa, Chordata, Aves, Columbiformes, Columbidae. The transcript is spliced from 4 exons. Gene Ontology annotation, cellular component: membrane; voltage-gated potassium channel complex.
CACCCCUUGGGCAAGCUGUCGCGAAGCGCCUGUCUGCAGAGCUGCAGCCCCACAGCGGGAUCCCCUCGGGGGUACCCCCCCAAAAACCGGACGCCCCUGGGCUGGAGCUGCUGCGGCUGCUGCGGCGAGGGGUGAGGGGGAGAGAACAGCAGCCUCCGCGCACGUCCACGGGUGCGUGCGUGUGUCUCGCUGUGUGGGUGCGUGCAUCUGUCUGUAUCUGAGCGUGUCCGUGCUGGCGCUGCCUGUAUUUGCCUGUGUCUAUCUGUCUGUCUCCGCGCGUGCCUCUGCUCACGGGUGCGCGUCGGUGUGUGUAUGCGUGUGCCGCUCUCCCCCUGUGUAACCGUGUGUGUGUGUGUGUGUGUCCCUGCCUUCUCCUACACCUCCCUCUCCUCCUCUCUCUCCCCCCUCCCGUGUGUGUGUGUGUGCGCGGCGGGGAGGGCAGAGCCGGGUGCGCCGUGCAGCAGCGCGGUGCCCCAGCGCGGGGCAGAGCACUCCAGAGCCGCGGCCGGAGCCGGAUCCGGAGGAGGAACCGCGCCGCUCCGGGAGCCGGAUCCGGAGCAGGACCCGCGCCGGGAGCCCCGCGGAGCCACCGGGAGAGCGCGGCCGCACCGAGGCGCAACAGGCGGGGCGGCGGGCGGAUGGCGGCUGGCUGCGGCGCCGGCCGCUGAAGGCGGGGAGGCGAGGCGGUGGCGGCGGCGGGGCGCGGAGCAGAGCGGGCGGGAUGCGGGCGGAGGAGCCGCUGGCGCUGGCGGCCCCGCGGGCGGGAGGCGGCGAGGCGGAGGCGGAGGCUCCGGGCGAGGAGCGGAGCGGCGGCAGCUGCUGCAGCAGCGAGCGGUUGGUGAUCAACAUCUCGGGGCUGCGUUUCGAGACCCAGCUACGGACCCUCUCCAUCUUCCCUGACACGUUGCUUGGUGACCCCAGCCGCCGGGUGCGCUACUUCGACCCGCUCCGCAACGAGUACUUCUUCGACCGCAACCGGCCCAGCUUCGACGCCAUCCUCUACUACUACCAGUCCGGGGGGCGGCUCCGCCGGCCCGUCCAUGUGCCCCUCGACAUCUUCCUGGAGGAGAUCCGCUUCUACCAGCUGGGUCAGGAGGCCAUCGAGACCUUCCGGGAGGAUGAGGGCUUCAUUCAAGAGGAGGAGAAGCCCUUGCCCCAGCACCAUUUCCAGCGCCAGGUCUGGCUGCUCUUUGAGUAUCCUGAGAGUUCCGGGCCAGCCCGGGCCAUCGCCAUCGUCUCUGUGCUGGUCAUCCUCAUCUCCAUCGUCAUCUUCUGCCUGGAGACCCUGCCUGAGUUUCGCCAGGAGCCCAAGGGCACCCAACCUGGCUUUGGGGAGGCGGCACCGCCCAGUGAUGAGGCGCUGCUGCUGCCGCCGCCACCCCCGCCGAGCGGGACUCCACCGCCCCUGCGCCCCGCUGCUGGUGCUGGCCCCUUCUUCACUGACCCCUUCUUCCUCAUUGAGACCCUGUGCAUCAUCUGGUUCUCCUUUGAGCUCCUUGUCCGCUUCUUUGCCUGCCCCAGCAAACCCGAGUUCUCCCGCAACAUCAUGAACAUCAUUGACAUUGUGGCCAUCAUCCCCUACUUCAUCACUCUGGGGACUGAGCUGGCCCAGCAGCAGCAACAAAAACAACAGCCUGGUGGCAGCAGCAAUGGGGGCCAGCAGCAAGCCAUGUCCCUGGCCAUCCUCAGAGUCAUCCGCCUGGUCAGAGUCUUCAGGAUCUUCAAGCUUUCCAGACACUCCAAGGGGUUACAGAUCUUGGGGAAGACUCUCCAGGCCAGCAUGAGGGAGCUGGGCCUUCUCAUCUUCUUCCUCUUCAUUGGGGUGAUCCUCUUCUCCAGUGCUGUCUACUUUGCAGAGACUGAUGACCCUGACUCCCUCUUCACCAGCAUCCCUGAUGCUUUUUGGUGGGCAGUGGUGUCCAUGACCACUGUGGGCUAUGGGGACAUGUAUCCCAUGACAAUCGGUGGCAAGAUUGUUGGUUCCUUGUGUGCCAUUGCAGGUGUGCUCACCAUUGCCCUCCCUGUCCCUGUCAUCGUGUCCAACUUCAACUACUUCUACCACCGAGAGACUGAUCAUGAAGAGCAGUGCCAGUACACCCAUGUCACCUGUGGCCAGCAACAGUCACCUUUCUCUGAGCCCAAGAAGGGGGACAGUAAUCAGUCUCUCAGCAAAUCUGAAUUCCUGGAAGCAGAAGACCUGGAGUCCAUGAAAUAUUCCAACUUCAUUCCUCCCAACAACCAGGGUUAUAAAGAGAAGAAAAUGCUGACAGAGGUGUGAUCAUUUUUGUUAUCCUGGGUCCAGACACAGAGCUACAGGCUGCUGCACAGCCGUCUUCCUACUAGCAGCUGGAUCUAUUCAGCAUUUACAUGCCAGACUGUGAAUUGUGAUACCGUAAACAGAAUGAUUGCGAUAAUGGGCUCUUCUGUCCUGAUUUGCUGUUUCUUGUUACUGUGUGCAGCCAGAAAUGUUCUUGCUUUAUUCUGUGGAGUGCUAGCUGUCAUCCCCCACUCCCUCACAAAUUUCUUUCUCUGUUUUUGAAGACUGCUUUAAUCCAAUAUUUGCUCUGAAACCUAGCCUUUCUACUCCACUAGCAGAGAAGCCCUUGCCACUACUUCAGCUGAAGGAUUCUGCAGUGAACGAAUAGUUAAACGGGCUACAAACAUCUGGCUCAAGCUGUGCCCUUAGUUCCUGUGCCAGCACAGUGCCCUUGGCUGUGGGAUCGGUCACGCCUGCCAUGCCAUUGCCUUUGAAUAAUGGAAACACUGUAGCCAGCAUCACAAUGACUUCUGCAGCUGUAGGAGAAAGUCAGCAAGCGGAUGUCUUCCUUCUUUGCUAAAGAUCCUCAUGGUUUGUGUUUCAAAAAAGGUGCAGAAAUCCAAAAGCCCUUUGUUACUUGUGACCAUAUACCAUUUAUCAAAAACAAGCUUAAAGAAAUCAACAGGCUUGGUGAAGGUUCUGUUUUGAGCUUAUUUGAGCCUUAUUUAUGCCAGUGCCCUGACGUUAAUUGGCUCUUACAGUACCAACUUGAUAGUGGUAAAUGCCUUCUGAUGCAAGGCACAUUUGAAUAAAUUCAUUUGUUAUCUCUGCAGUUUAUCUCCACACAAUAGCUUUUAAUGAGAUGUACUUUAUGCUCCAGAUAUCCAGUUCUGUAUUCAGGCGUGUGAGAGCAAUUGACUCCACUGCAUUUUUAUUGAAGCGUUUGUAUAGCUGAGGGAAGUUUGCAUGCUGGUGUUUUGGUGAUGUAGCUGAAAAACACCAACCACAGACAGCUGCAUCCAUGCUGUCUGAAGAUUGCACUGAUUUAGUGUGUCACAUGCAUAAAUUACCCCAGGGUAAAUGUGUCAGCAUUUGAGACUGAGAUUGGCAUGGACAGGUACUUCCCUAAGCCAUCUGCACAAACCCAACAACAUACCCUAGACCUUUCAAAUUAGGAGAGAAACAGCUAUCCUUGAAGAUAUACUUUUGCUGUAUUACUGAUCUAGCCAAUUGUUGGUAUUUCAUGGAUACAAGGCAUAGCAAUGUCUUUUGCAUGCACUAGGUUUUAUGAGAGUGACUUAUGCUAGCAAUGCAGAAUGCAUAGCUUGGCUUGCAGUGCUAGGUUUGCCAAGGAACCAGAGAUUUGCAUCUUAAGAUGGACAUUUUGCUUCCCAGAUAUUUUCAUUUUUUUAAUCAGCUCUGCCUUACACCUAACUUUAAAAUGUUUCAAAUGCUGCCAGUGGGUGAGAAGGGGAAAUGGAUGCUUUCAGAUUCUAUUGGCAAUUUUCUUGCAAAGAAAAGUCUUUCUUGUUUUAAAUAUAAGUGUACGUUCUGCAUUCACAUGUGUGCAUGUGUAUGAAAGCAAAGGCAGCCAUUAAGGUCUUGCAUCAUGCUGUAUGAUAUGCAUAUUAGAAUGUACUACAUAUUGCAUGUGACACAUGUAAUACAUAAAUGAGACAUAAUAUCAAGAUGCAAAAUAUAUAGAAUACAUUUUAUGUAUAUGUAUAUAUUAUGCUUUUCAACCAUAAAGCUAAGAAUGCUAAAGGCAUAUACUUUAAUAUGGUCAGAAUUGGCUAUAGAACUGGUUGUGGGAUGGGAUCUGUUUGCAUCUUCAAUACCCUGCUUGUUUUUCAUCAUCUUGAGAUCUGGCUCCAUGCCUAGAGUGCUUUUGUUGUGGUGUCUCUUCAUCUGGGCCCUGAUCAUAUGGUAGAAGUUGUUUGUGUAAAUCCUAGCUGCUACUUUUCUCCAGAGUCCCAUUGUCUUCUCAAAGGUUUUUAAUGUACAGGGAUCCCCCCUGGAGUCAGCGCACAACCAUUACUUGAAAACCUCUGUUGUCUCUCUCACUGAAAUCAGUAGCAAAACGCCACUUGUCUCAGUUACUGCAGGUCAGUCUGGGAGACACAAGCGUGCUGUGGUGAGGGCUCUAUAGCUGAGAGGAGUUUGCCUGAACACAUAGGUGCCUAAUUCCUAUUUGUUUCAUCAAGACUGAGGCAAAUAUCUGUGAAAGUCUGGAGCCUUGGAGCCAUUCUGCAUCCCCUGAAGCAUGUAACCAGCUGGUGAGUAAGUAAUCCUGGUGAAUAAGUGGGAUUGAGGAAGGAUGAGCAUGGUGGCAUCUCUGUUGAUUUUGUGUGAAAAGUUGUCUUGAUCAUUGAGUUAAUUCAGUAAAAAGCUGUUGUUGUUCUUAGUUGUGUUUCAGGGUCAGUAUAAUGAAAUAUUUCCUGUGAGUGGAAGAGAGUGACUCUUCUUCAAAUUUUGUGUUACUGUAGCAGAUGCACAAAAAACUAGCAACAUAACCUGCUAUUUAAGAGGGAUGUUUGCAGACUGCUGCUGCCUCCUUGCAGAAUGUCCAUGUUUGGCAUUAUUUUAUGCCUGAGUGUAUCAGCUGAUAAAAGUUUCCCCAAAGUAAGAUAUAAAAAACUCAGGUUAAGCAUGAGUUCAGGAGGAGGCAUGAGGCAUGCUGAGCCUACGUCAGAAAAUUCCCUUGCUCGUUUCUUCCCUUGGGCCUGGCCCCAAUGCCCCUGCCAGGCAGGAGCCCUCCCUGCUCAGAACAGGUCAUUCUCCUGACCAGCAUGACAGACAGACAGGCAUGGAAACUCCAACAAAAAGAGAUUUGAGACAAAUUACUGAUAGCAUAAUCCCAAUGUGUCUUAUAGAGAUGCUCUUGUAAAGAGAUUUCCUGUUCUCAGGUGAAAUUCAGCAGUGAGUUUCUAGCCAGAGUGUUGUCUGUACACUGACACGGGCACACACACAGGUGUGAAGGACCUUUGUUGCAAACAGAUAGUUUUUGUGCAAUUUUUGCCAUCCACACUUUUCAGUUCUGAAAAUAAAGUGCAAAUGAAAAUGUGUAAAACAGGAAUGGGGUUCGCACCCUGGCUUUUCUCUGUUAGAGCUAAGAGAAGCUAAUGGAAGCUUGGAAACUGUGAUCUAGGGACUUUUGUUUCAGUAUGUAAAUCUUUCUCUAAGCAUCUCCUGAAAAGCAAGGUAGUGAAGUCCCCGAGUCAUCAAUAAUACUAUACAUUAUAGAAUUUACAGAAUUUGACAUUUUUAUUAAGGAGCCUUUCAAGUGACUGAAAAGACAUAGUGACACCCAAGCCAAUGACUAGCAUCAGGAAAUCACAGAGAUGUUUUCAAAAAUCUUACCUCAACUUCUCACCCCUUAUCACUCACUCCUGGAUGUUUGAAAUACAGAUUUGUCUGUCAGUAUAACCAUUUCCUUCUGAAGGCAGAGCACAUCCUCAUGAAGCAAAGUAGGCACCUCCAGGGACUUGUUUCCAUAACAACCUCCCAGACUGUUUCUCUCUACCCCGUGUCUUUGGCUACAAGCAAAAGCACUCAUUGAAUGUUUUCAGUUUUCAGAUAUUAGCACCGUAUCUUUACAGCUGUUUUCUUUGUUUACUGGAGAUCAUCCCAUCACCUUAUAUCACGUACAACUGCCCUGUUCAACUUCAGACAGACAAUUAUCAGCAUCUGAAAACAGAGAGUGCAAACGAAGAGAUAGGAAGGGAUUUUAUUUGUAUAUCCUUACAUACAGAUAGGUGGGGAUUGUGUGAAGGACAAUCUGAUCACUCACAGUCAAGGAGCUGAGGCACAACUGGCCUGUGAAUGUAGAGUCAUCUAGGUGCUCGGUGACAAGGAAUAUAAGCUAAAGCAUCACAUUAAAAAAAAAAAAACCCAGAAACUCCUCUUUCAACAAUCUCACUAGGAAAUGGUUUUGCUGUGGAAGAGACUAUUGCUCCUUCCUGAACCCUCAGCUGUUCUGUGACAAUCAGUUCCCUGGAAAUUUUCCCAUAGGAUGUUUUGCACCAAAGCAGUACAAGACAGAAAUCAUCUUCUUGGAGGUGGGGAAGGAAGGAAUGGAAGAAUUUUACUGAGGGCACAUUUUUUUAUCUGCAACUCAUCAGCAACAUAGAAGAUUGUAAGGGUGAAAGCCAUGAAGAGCUGUUUUGCAAUAUUUCAAAGUCUGCAGUACUGUUGGAUUCCUAUGCUUACCUCCAAGAUGAAAUGCCUGUUUUGCUCCUGUUUGGAAAAUGUUGCAAUUUGGGAUUUUUGAGCAAUUUUCUGUUUUGGCCCUGUUCCUUUUGAUCCAGCUUUCAUGGAUAAAAAUUCGCUUAUAGAGCAGCUGUGGGGGCAAAGGUGACUGGACUUGGUGUUUUUUCCUAGGCCCUCUCAUUCAGUGUACAAAGAUCCCUAUGGAGAUGAAGAAGAAUGAGUAUAAAGGAAAUUCAGGGCAGCAGGAGAGGGUAAGCACUGAAGCGUCUUCCAUACUGUGAUGGAAACAAGAGCAUCAUCUCUAAAAGCAAAGGAACAAACAGCUCCAGUGUAUGCUGCUAUAGCAGAAGUAGGUCCUGUUUGCAUCAGGGAAAGAUCCGCAGAUCACAGCAGGAGUUAACCACAGCUUUCCCAAAAGCUCUCAUCUGACUUGAGUCCAAGUAACGCCGUCAAAAGCCCGUGAGGAGUUUAUGGCGUGACACAGUGCCAUCCUGUGGGCCGUAGAGGUAUUUGACAAGGCGACACUGAUGGGGGACCUGUUUUGCGAAAGAGUGUUGGCAGCUUGUGGCAGAGGCUGGAUUUUGGAUGCUGCAAGGCUGUCAUGACAGGAUGCUGCAAAAGAGGUGGUUAUAUCUUCUUACUGUAGAGUUGGUGAAGUUUCCCUGUGUACGGCGAAUACAACAUUUAUGGACAGGAAACUGGUUUCCUUGUUUUGCAGUUUUUUGUUGCUGUUGUUUUUGAAGGGGUUAACACAGUUCCAGGAAACUGAAACUAGAUGUGAAUCGGAGUUGGAGGGAGGAAGCAGGGAGAAUCUCAUACAACAUUCAGAUGUGUCUCAUUUCUGGGAAAACUAAAUAAAGCAGGAUCCAGUUGCCAGUGGCAAAAUAGCAGCAACUUAUGAGCUGCUCAUUAAAAGCCCCAGACAAGCACCAAGUCCUGUGAGAAGAUGGACAUUGACACAGGACACCUCCAAAAGACUCCAUUGUUGAAACCUAUUUUAAACCUUUUUCAAGGGGAUGACAUAGUUCUGGUAGAUGCAUAAGGUCAGUGCUUAGAAGAGCAAAUAGGUUUCUCCAGGAAAUCAAGCAAGUGGCCAAAAUCUGUCCAUUUGUCUGCCUGUCUUUUGGCCUUGGAUUACUGUCCUAUUUAAAACUGUGUUUUUGUAAAUGGUAGACAUUUCAUGUAACUCUACAAGUAGUAAUCAUCCUAUUAAUGUAUAAUAUCUGGUAUCAGAGGGAUGGGCCCAAACUAGAGGUAUUUCCCAUUUACCUAUGAAAUGUUUUCCUUUAGUGUACAUAAAGUCAAUUCUUGUUGUGAACAUGUGCGUCCGUUGCCUGCUCUAAAUGAGGUAGUGACUUACUUUCAGUGGCUGUAGACAGUUUCACUGAAAUAGUGCCGUUUGUAGUCUUUCCUGUGAUUUAGAAGGCACAAUAGCCAGACAGUACUGAACAUGUAAUAUAAUUGUAUGCAGUGUUCCCAGAAAAUGCCCUGAGGUCUUCUCCCAUUGUACUAUUGUGAUAAAAACCUCUGUUGCUUUUCCAGCUUCACAAGUCCAUGUUGUGCUAUGCUGUAACUGAUAGAAAAUUUGAUUAGCACUGAAAAGUGAAGGGCAGAGAGGGAUGCUCUGGUCUGGAAUUCCCUGCCUUUGGCAGCAGCAAAAGUCAGUCAUGCCACCAAAUGUCCAUGACCAGAGGUGGAUGCACCCUAUGUGUGUUGCCAGCUCUCUACAUACAAGCAUGAGAGGGUGGCUAUAAAGAAUUGGUUCUGGGAGGGGAGAGACUGAGAGGAAGAGUGGAGUAAAGAAUAUCCUGAGCAUGACAACUGGGAUUUUUAGAAGGUACUCAGAUGCUGGGCAUCCAGCUGCCCUAGGACUUUUUUAUCAAUAACACCCUCUACAUUUUCAGGAGAGACUUUUAGCCUGCCUGGUGGUUCUCACAAUUAAUUUGUGAGAGAAAAGUCAUAGAAGGCAGCUCUUUCUAGUUUGGCAGCACCUGCAACAGGCUGCGACCAUAAUAUCAACUCGUGGCUGCUGGCUGAGGGUCUGAUCCUCUGAUGAGCUGUGACUUCCUGACUACCUGUGACUCAAACAGGCUUAUAGGACUGGUCUUAAAGAAACCCUGAGGUGCCAGAUCUAAAGGUGCUUUUGGAGCAGGACUGCUCAGUUCUUAGGAAGUAACAUUCUCUCCACAUUCAUAUUGUUUGGACACAAAGAAUACAGAGACCUAUGCUACAUCUUAUUGCAGGCCAGCUUGCAGUGUGAGACUUCUCUGAGUCAUUGUCUAGCCUCAUCUGUGUGGUAAGGCCAUGUGGCUGACUAUGGGUAUCCAGAGCUGCCAUGGACCCUUCUGGCAACAGCAGUUGUCUUCAGAGUCAAGCUAAGUGCAGGCUGCCAUUAGAAAGGUGUGAAUAUGCUGCAGAAUCUAUGGGUACCCUCCAGAUAUAUGGCGCACAGGCCAGAGGCUUUAGACCGUACUUUGUGCCAGCACAAAGAGCAGGGAUGUUAGUUACAGGAUUGCUUUGCUCUUGCUGUGAAACCUUGCAUUAUUUCAAGGAAGACAGCUGGGAUUUGCAGGCCAGAUCAUGUGAUGAGAUAAGGAAUUCAAGCUCCUUUAUUGGAGCUAGGCUGAUUUAUAUGAGUCUGGUCCAACAUUUCUGAGAAAUUGUGGAUGGUGGGCAUUUUUUGUUUGUUUGUUGCACUGAAAAGCUGUAGCCUUUCAAAUAAAGUAUGUGAAGCAAACAGAAUUUUUAGAUGGAGCAUGUGCUUCAGCCUGUCUGCUGGAUUCAGACUUUGAGAAUACAAGUUCUUUGUAGAGACUCCCACAUGCAGUGGGAGAAGAGGUUGUUUGGCUUGAAAUUUAACCAAGGAGAUGGGACUUGACUGAGCUUUGAACAGCAACCAUUGUCCUUAUUGGUGAUUUCAUAAUAUGUGCUUGGCUCAAACCCAACAUUGCACAGGCCAGAACCUGAUGAAACUGUGUAACUAGAUAUUUGUGAUUGUUCCCGCCAGUGUGAUCCACUGUUAAAUAGAUUAGUCAUACAAAUAAAAUCAGUAUUUUUUAAA